CGAAACCCUUCAAAUUUCCAAACCAAAACUCCAAGUUACCGCACUUCCAAACUGUAGAGAUGGACCGCAAAGAUAAUCAAUAUCCUCAAGGUGAGACAGUUCGGAUUCUGGUUGAAUUCCCGGAGGUGGCAAUCACUUCAAUCGUUUUCCUCAAAGGAAUUUACCCUCCAGGUGAUUUUGAAAUAAGGAAAUAUGUGAAUUUGGUGGUUCAUAGCGCUCGUCACCCUGAACUCAGAGAUUAUAUCCAUUCUGCUGUCUCGGGACUUCAUCCUUUCAUCCAAAAGGGUCUGGUGGAGAGAGUAGUAGUUAUUUUCUUUAACAGUGAUAGCAUCCUUGUGGAAAGAUUUAUGUUUAAGCUCACUGUGAAUCAGUCUUAUGGCUUAAGGGUGGAAGAAGCUGACCUGGAGUUCUCACUAAGGUCGCUUUUUAUCGAGCUUCCUUUCGCAGAAUCCCUCACACGGGUUCUUCCCCAGGUGUUGUUGGAAAUCUGCCUGACCUGGCGGCCGUCAUAUGCAAAACCUCGAAGAGAUGAUCUUUCUUCAAAAGCUAGCUCAUUGGCCUUAUUCUGCAGAGAAAUGAAGGAUAAUUAUAGCAUCCUUCGGUUUUGA
Messenger RNA from Prunus avium (sweet cherry), 608 nucleotides. Its product is annotated as DNA polymerase zeta processivity subunit-like. The record is from RefSeq and is a predicted model, not a curated record. Gene Ontology annotation, cellular component: zeta DNA polymerase complex. NCBI's taxonomy places the organism in Eukaryota, Viridiplantae, Streptophyta, Magnoliopsida, Rosales, Rosaceae.